Vicugna pacos (alpaca) is the source of this 2361-nucleotide messenger RNA. NCBI's taxonomy places the organism in Eukaryota, Metazoa, Chordata, Mammalia, Artiodactyla, Camelidae. The record is from RefSeq and is a predicted model, not a curated record.
GGCUGCUCCGGGUCUCUUAGCGGCCUAGGAGGCGUCAUCCUUUCUCCCUACAGAGCCUCUGAGGCGGCGAGGCGGCAUCCACAGCUGUCCACGCCAGAGCAUCCGCUGUCCACCAGCGGAGCACAGGUCAUCAAAACCGAAUUUGAACUUGAAUUCCGUACGGCUGAUUGCGGAGCUGGACCGGGAUCUGCAACCCGCGUGGACAGGUCGACUUAGCCCCGGAGCGAGCUCUCUCACCGAAGCACCUGUUGCGGAGGCUGAACGGGAAAUAAAGGCGCGCACUUAUUUCCAAACUCAUAUAAGAAUCUGAGAAAUAACGGCGGAAGCUUUGAGAAGGGGGUGUGGUUGAGACCUGAGAUCAUGAGUUUAAUGGAGAUCUUAUUUACUACCACAAAUUUGUGAGACUUAGACCGUUGCAGUCUAUUUUGAAAGCUCAAUAUCGGCUCCACACACUGACAAUUUCACCUAGAAUUCUAACAGUUGCCACCUAAGUAACAGGUGGGAGGGAAUGGUUGUAGCUCCGACAAGCUCCCUGCUUGCAUGGGACACCCACUAGCUCCUGAAGGUUAUAAUUGCCAGUUUCCUGUAAGGUAUUUUCAAUUCCAGUUUCCUGCAGUGGGCAAAUGGAAAGUGUACUGCCGGGUGUUCGGGAAGAUAAAGAAAACGACCGCAGACUGCUUCCCUGCAGUCUACUAUCUUACUGACUUAUUCUUUUCUUUUCUUUGCAGUUCCUAUUGAGAUACAAGAAAGGCAGAGCUCGGGAACGUUGCUUUGGGGGUUUCGCCUGCAGAUUAGACUUUUCUAAAAAGCCUGAGCAUUUUGUUAUAUUCAGAUAGACGAUCAUCAUCGUCUGUCAUGGCUAGCAUCAUUGCACGUGUGGUUAAUAGCCGGUGGCAGAACACAUCCUUGCCACCUUGGGCCCAAUCCAUGUUGAGGUCCCUGGGGAGGAGUCUUGGUCCUUUAAGGGUCAAUAUGGCCGAAAGAAACGUGAAGUUUUUCUCCGGAAGGGUGGUGCCAGCCCAAGGGGAAGACACCUUUGAAAACUGGCUGAUCCAAGUCAAUGGGAUCCUGCCAGAUUGGAAUAUGUCUGAGAAGGAAAAGCUCAAGCGCUUGCUGAAAACUCUGAGGGGCCCCGCGCGAGAGGUCAUGCGUUUGCUGCAGGCUGCGAACCCCAACCUAAGUGUGGCAGAUUUCUUGCGCGCCAUGAAAUUGGUGUUUGGGGAAUCUGAAAGCAGUGUCACUGCCCAUGGGAAAUUUUUUAACACUUUGCAGGCACAAGGGGAGAAAGCCUCUCUUUAUGUGAUCCGUUUAGAGAUGCAGCUCCAGAAUGCUAUUCAGGCAGGGAUCAUAGCUCAGAAAUAUGCAAACCAGACUCGCCUGCACCAGCUUCUUUUAGGGGCUGAACUGAAUGGGGACCUGCGCUUUAGGCUAAAGAAUUUUCUCAGGAUGUAUGCAGAUGAUCCAGAGCAUCUUCCCAAUUUCCUAGAGUUAAUCAAGAUGAUAAGAGAGGAAGAGGAUUGGGAUGACACUUUUAUGAAACGGAAGCGGCCCAAAAGAUCUGAGCUAAUCAUGGGGAGGACAGCAAGCCCUGUAGCAUUUCAGGACCCCCCGCCAGUAGCCAUCAGCAGUGCUGAUUGCAACGUGAUAGAGAUAGAUGAUACCCUCAAUGACUCAGAUGAGGAUGUGAUCCUGGUGGACUCUCAGAACCCUCCACUGACAUCCAUUGGCCACCCUCCCCUCAGAGUCAGGGCCAGACCUCAGAAUCACGUACUGGUCAUUGAUUCCCCAAACAGUUCCCGGGCUCAGUCUCCUAUCAGUGGUGGUUCUGGGUAUAAGAAUGAUAGUCCUGGGGAUAUACGGAGAGCCAGAAAGAGAAAAUAUACAAUCCACUGUUCAUAUUGUGGUGAAGAGGGCCAUUCAAAGGAAACUUGUGAUGAGAGCAGCAGGGCCCAGGGGUUUGAGAAUCUAAUCAUUACCCUGCAGGAGCUGACCCAUACUGAAGAGGAGAGGAAAAAAAAGGUUCCUGGCAGACACAAUGACCUCUCUGAGCCAAAGUAAGGUGCUAGACCAGCCCUAAGUAAACCCAUAACUGUAUUCAGAGACUGGUGAUAGGGAAAACAGUGGUGGUGGGGUGGUGGGGGAGGCUUUGCAUGAAUUUAUCCACAAAGUGGCUUUCUUUGGAGAAGAGGUUAUGUAUACCAGCAAAGUGGAAAGAAUGGCCUGACCUCUAUCCCUGCUCCCUCCUCCAUCUGCCUAAGUGUCUAUUCUCUUGAUGUGUCUAUGUCUAUUUCCUUGAUGACUUUAUUCUUUUUAUGUAAGGAGUAUAACUCAUUGUUAAACCUUCAAAAAGUGAAGGAAAAA